GCAGGUGGGAUACCGAGGGGCCGGGGAGAGCUCGGGGCCGGGAGCCCUGCGCGGUUCGCGGCGCUUUGACACUAGCCAGCGCCCCCGGCGCGCCGUGUAAACUGCAACUCCUGGAAACUUCGGCUGCUCCGCCAGGCUUCGGCGCAGGAGCCUGGGGACGCGUCCGCCCCCCCGCCGCUGAGGUGCGGGGGGGAUCUCCCCGCUGCUCGGGGAGGGAAGCUGCGGUUCCCCCCCCCCUCCGCCCCAGCCCGCUCCAACUCCAUCGCCGCCCCUUUCGGAUGGGCUGAGGCUGCGGGGCGUCCCGGGCGCCUUUCCCGGCCUCCUACGCGGAGCGCACCGGACGGACCCGGACUUGAAGGGGCGCGCGGUCCCCUCGCUGCCCGGGGCAGGAGCGCCAGCAAAGGGCCCCUUUGGGGGAGCCGCGGGGGGGGCGCGGGGAGCUCCCCUCCCUCCGUCCCAGCCCGGGCCCUGGACUCGCCUGAAGCUCGGGCCAUGCCGGGCUGGCCCGUCCCGGGGCCCCCCUCCGUGCCGUGAGCGCGCCAUGGCCGGGCUGCAGCCGCCCGGCGAGGGGGACCUCUCCGUGCUCUCGCCGCCUCCCAUCCCCGGCGACCCCCGGCGGGGGGACUUCGUCGCCCUCACCGCGGUGCAGACGGAGAAGAACGAGCCGCCCACGGGCAGCCCGCGGCGCCUGGGGCUGCUGGGGACCCCGCUGCCAGCGCCGCCCGGCGGGGCUGCCGCCCGCUCCGCCGCGCACAAGCGCUACCGGCGCCUGCAGAACUGUCUGUACAACGUGCUGGAGAGACCCCGCGGCUGGGCGUUCAUCUACCACGCCUUCAUAUUCCUUCUAGUCUUCAGUUGCUUGGUGCUGUCCGUGUUCUCCACCAUCCCAGAGCAUCAGAAACUCGCCAACCAAUGUCUGUUCAUCCUGGAGUUUGUCAUGAUUGUGGUGUUCGGCAUGGAGUACAUCAUCCGCAUCUGGGCAGCUGGCUGCUGCUGCCGUUACCGGGGCUGGCAGGGGCGGUUCCGCUUUGCCCGGAAACCCUUCUGCAUAAUAGAUUUCAUCGUGUUCAUCGCCUCGCUGGCCGUUAUCGCCGCCGGCACGCAGGGGAACAUCUUCGCCACCUCGGCACUGCGGAGCAUGCGCUUCCUCCAGAUCCUGCGGAUGGUGCGCAUGGACCGCAGGGGGGGCACCUGGAAGCUGCUGGGCUCAGUGGUCUAUGCCCACAGCAAGGAGCUGAUCACAGCCUGGUACAUCGGCUUCCUGGUGCUCAUCUUCGCCUCCUUCCUCGUCUACCUGGCCGAGAAAGACGCCAACGCGGAGUUCGCCACCUACGCUGACUCGCUCUGGUGGGGCACAGCCUCUCUGUGUUCUCUCCCCCCACAGAUCACGCUCACCACCAUCGGCUAUGGGGACAAGACCCCCAAUACGUGGCUGGGCAGGGUGCUGGCGGCUGGCUUCGCGCUCCUGGGCAUCUCCUUCUUCGCUCUGCCUGCCGGCAUUCUGGGCUCCGGCUUUGCCCUGAAAGUCCAGGAGCAGCAUCGCCAGAAACACUUUGAGAAGAGGCGGAUGCCGGCAGCAAACCUGAUCCAGGCUGCCUGGCGUCUGUAUUCGACAGAUGGGAGCCGAGCCUACCUGACCGCCACCUGGUGUUACUAUGACAGCAUUCUCCCAUCCUUCAGAGAGCUGGUCCUUAUGUUUGAGCAUUUGCACCGAGUCCGCAACGGAGGAGUUAGGAAUUCAGAGGUGAAAAGAUUGCCUGAUGGAGCCCCACCACCAUAUCACUCCUUCACCUCAGGCCAGAAAACCAUCGCCCCUGCUUUUUGCUCUGGGGAAAGCAACAAAAUGGGCAUCAAGGACCGCAUCCGCCUGAACAACUCGCAGAGGCAGGGCAGCCGGGGAAAGCAGCACCUGGCCCCGCCCAUGUGCCACUCCCCCAGCACUGAGAACGUGCAGGAGGCCUCCAGCCCCACCAAGGUGCAGAAGAGCUGGAGCUUCAACGACCGCACCAGGUUUCGGGCAUCGCUGAGGCUCAAACCUCGGCCACCAGUGGAGGUUGACGGCCUGGUGGAGGAGAGCACCGAGGAGAAGGGCUACCAGUGUGACUUGACCUUCGAGGACAUCAUGCCAGCUGUGAAAACGCUCAUUCGGGCUGUCAGGAUCCUGAAGUUCCUGGUUGCGAAGAGGAAGUUCAAGGAGACCCUGCGGCCCUACGACGUCAAGGACGUCAUCGAGCAGUACUCAGCCGGCCACCUCGACAUGCUGGGCCGCAUCAAGAGCCUCCAGUCACGCGUGGACCAGAUCGUGGGAAGGGGAGCCAUUGCGGUCGAUAAGAAGACCCGGGAGAAGGGAGAAAAGUCCCUGGAGGCCGAACUGGUGGACGAGCUUAGCAUGAUGGGCCGAGUGGUCAAAGUGGAGAAACAAGUGCAAUCCAUAGAGCACAAGCUGGACUUGUUACUGGGCCUCUAUUCCCAGUGCCUGCAGAAAGGCUCCAUGAACUCCUUUACCCUGGCCGCCAUGCAGAUCCCCAGCUUUGACCCGGACAUCACCUCCGACUACCACAGCCCCGUAGAGCACGAGGACAUCUCAGUGUCCGCGCAGACCUUAAACAUCUGCAGGUCGGCCAGCACCAACAUGGACUGAGAGGGGUUCCCAGCACAAGUGGGGCAGAGCUGGGAGGACCGGUCCUGAGCCUGGUGGUGAACAUUCUUGUAGACAGACACGCUGAUAGCUAGCAGGCAAGAAGACUGAGCCGUGAACCCAGCCAGGUUGUGGGCUGGGGACCACGGGGCCUCGUCUAACGUUUCCUGAUGCACUAUGAGCCUCACCUUGAUUUUACUUGAACAAGUCUUCCUUCUGACCGUGCACAAGCCGGAAUUAUUAAGCAACUAGUAUUCAGCACCUGGGAGCCAGCUGGGGCCGGGACCCCCGGGGGAUGCAGCAGAGAGAGAGUUUCUUAAAGCAUUAAACCUACAAAACCGACGAGGGAACACCUGGUAUCCAAGAAGCUCUUUUAUUUAUAGGAUCGGCCUCUCUAGACUUUGUCCUCUGCAGGCCGUCUUCUCUGCGGAGGAAAUCCCCCUCUCCUGGCACAUCCCUGGUUGGGGUGGUGCUGCCCCAGUGCAGCGGGAGGGCGAGUUGGCCAGGGAUGCAACGGGCCAGUGCGCCUUGUCACUUGGUCUUUUUUCUGGGCACCUCUCUGGGAACCGUCCUUGGAAUGAGCUUUGACACAGGGUAUGGAAUGACCGAGAGCGUCUCAACUCCAAGGUCGGCGGUUCUGACCUCUUCACCGAUGUACGCGGCAUCCCUGAGGCUCUACACCAUUGCCCCUCCCGGGAGCUGGAGCAGGGUGCUUACUAAUAUCUAUGCAAGGCUCGAUAAUCCUUUACCGUCCAGUGCUACACAAGAGGCAUUGUGACUCGAUUGAAUGUGGUUUCUUCUGGACCGAGGAAAUCGCCGGGGAAUGGUUGAGUUUUGCCUCCCUCCUGGGUUUCCUAUCUUCCAGCGAGCAGGAGCUCCGAUUCCUGCAGCCGUGACGGUAACUCAGUAAGCCCAGUGGAACAGUCUGCGGAGCAGUGCAUGCACGGAGGGCCGUGUGUAUGCAGCAGCGUUUCAAUAUGCAACCUUUGAUCCCGAUGGGAGGGGCGGACGAGUAGCCCAUCAGCCUAGGCAAUAGGUGUUGCCCUGCGCCCCUGGGGCCGGAUCCUGGGCUGCUCGAGUCAGUGGGGUUUCACGGGGCAAAUGCUGCUCCUUUGGAGCCUGGCGGACAGACUCUGAUGGACUUUGGAUCAGGCCCUUGACUUGAAAGGGGGUAACUGGCCCAUUGGACCAAAUGCGGCCCUGUUUCAUGAGUCUGUAGAGUUAACAGCAGGCCUGGAUCUGGUCCAUUGCACCUGGCUGUGGGGGGGGGUGCAUAGGUGGAUGUUGGCACAGCCAGGAGGAGGGUAAGGAUGCUGUAGCUUCGUGUUAGCUCUUCUUUCCCCUCUCCAAGUCUAGUCUGCCCAGCUCAGGCAGCCUUGCCCACUGUGGCUUCCGUACGUCUCCUCGUGGCACGGAAGGCAUCGGUAGCUUAGGGUACCCAAUAUCUCCAGACCUCGUUUUCCCGGAAGUGGUUCCCCAACUGGAUCGCUUCUCUCCUCUGCCCCCUUCUACAGCCUCACCCAUCAGCUGGGCACGGGGCUUCACUUGGGGACCUGCUGUCCUCAGUCAUCCAGCUCAAGUGCCUCUCAGCACGCUGGGGCUUUGUCCAUAGAUCCUGCCCUCCACCCCGUCCCCCACUGAUAGCCCAUUCAUUUCAAACCCUGGUCCCUGGUCCCCCAUGGGCUCCAUAAAGGAGUUCAUUACUGGAUGGGGGCCUUAGCCCCCACUCUGGCUCCUGAAAGAGCCCUGAUUUCCCUUGCACAUCUUCUGUGGUCAGGAAUAUUCAGUAUCAAUUGGAGCCAUCUGGGUCAGGCCUGGAGUCAGAACCCCUUCCCCGGCCUGUUUUCAAGUUGGGGUGCGACUGAAAUCCAGCAGGAACAGGCUCUGGCAAAAGAGGGAUUUUUUUGGCCCUGACAUUUCAGUGUCAUCAAAUCCAUCUAGGAACGGAUUUGGCUUUGAACCCGGAGCCCUCUUCCCAAUCUGAACACCACCCUUUUCCCACACCUGCUGGUCCUCCCAUGGGGGGGGGCUGGGGCUGGGGCUGGGGGGGUAAUAGACCUCCUAUUAACACAGGAUCUCUGCCUGGAAGGAGAGGUGGGAUGUGUUUCUCGUGCCUGCACAUUACCCCUCCUAUGCAGUUAAAUGUCUUCCAGGGUCACCGUGCGUGCUCUGUCCCCCUGCCCCUCGGUCCGAGGCAAACCCCUGCAGAGCUGGGCAGCACUGCCCCUUCCUGCGGUUAAAUUACAUCAGGCACCAGCCUUCCGUGGUGGCCAAGAGCAGCUCUUGAAUUUCAACAUGAAGAGUUUGCAUCCUCCCUCUUCCCCCCUCCCCGAGAGGCUGCCAAGAGGCAGCUCUGUCCUGCAAAGAGGCUAGCACAAGGGGUGGCUCUUGGAAAUGGCUGGGCGAUUGUCCAGCCUGCAAGUGCUUCAGCUGAGAGCCUGGCUCUGGAAUGUGCCCUCCCACACAUACAUGCCGCUGUGCCAUUCCCUGGCAGAGCGGGGGCCUCACCGGACCCUGGCCCCACCAAUGCCUCCUUUCACCACCCCAGGGGCUCCCUGACCUUCACAGCCCCUCUUGCAAUGGUGGGGCGUAGGUCAGGUCAAAAGGACCUCCCUCUCCCUUCGCCCACCCCAGCAGGUAUCUAAAGGGGGGCGGCAGACGUGAGUAGAGUAUAAUCUGUCUCCACACCUUCCAGCUCCCAGCCAGCUCCCUGGAUCUACCGGCAUCGGGGUGGGAGAAACGCCUGCUGUAGGGCCGUGCACCAGAGCUUAGGCAUGGGGGGCACCCUCCCCGUUCAGCUGAGUCCCGCUUGCAUUCCGUGCCUAGGUAGUGCAUGCCGCCUGCCCCCACGGAGACCCCUGCCCAGAGCCGGUCUCAUCCCAACCUGCUUGCAUGCUCUAGCAUGUCUCUUGACUUGUGCAUUGAGACCCUCCACCCCGUGCCCCUGCCCCGAUCAUGGCACCCAUCGCGCUGUGGCGUAGGAGGGCACACACCGGCCCCCUUGCCAGGGCAGACGUCUCUCGUGUCUGUACGGGAUGGGGAUGCGGUCGGGGGGGCCAAGGCUUCGGCCAAAGGAGAAGAAGUAGGAAACCCCUCCAGGUGAUUCCCAGCGACCCUUGUUUCCGAGAUGAAGAUAGUUACCUCACUUUACUAACUUAUUAACUUAUUUGUUUCAUUAAAGUUUUACGUAGA
Dermochelys coriacea (leatherback sea turtle) is the source of this 5830-nucleotide messenger RNA. It is a transcript of the gene KCNQ4, whose product is annotated as potassium voltage-gated channel subfamily Q member 4. Gene Ontology annotation, cellular component: membrane. The transcript has 14 exons. The coding region runs from base 542 to 2641 and encodes 699 amino acids. The record is from RefSeq and is a predicted model, not a curated record. Gene Ontology annotation, biological process: potassium ion transport; transmembrane transport. NCBI's taxonomy places the organism in Eukaryota, Metazoa, Chordata, Testudines, Dermochelyidae. Gene Ontology annotation, molecular function: voltage-gated potassium channel activity.